GUCGAGCGCGGGCGGCGGGGCUGCGGGCGGCGGGCCGGGAGCAUGGCGGGUUGCUGCCGGCCGCUGGCGGCCUUCCUGUUCGAGUACAACACGCCGCGCAUCGUGCUCAUCCGCAGCCGGAAAGUGGGGCUCAUGAGCCGCGCGGUGCAGCUGCUCAUCCUGGCCUACGUCAUCGGAUGGGUGUUUGUGUGGAAAAAGGGCUACCAAGAAAUAGACUCGGUGGUCAGCUCAGUUACAACCAAGGCCAAGGGCAUAGCUGCGACCAACUCUUCCUACAUUGGAUUCCGGAUCUGGGAUGCGGCAGAUUAUGUGAUUCCAGUUCAGGAGGAGAACUCCCUCUUUAUCAUGACCAACAUGAUUAUCACCAAGAACCAAAGCCAGGGCAUCUGUCCAGAGGUUCCAGAUGAAACCACUGUGUGUGAGUCAGAUGCCAACUGUACCUCUGGCUCCGUCAGCACCCACAGCAGUGGAGUGGCCACUGGAAAAUGUGUGUGGUACAACAAGACCGUGAAGACGUGCCAGGUGGCCGCAUGGUGCCCAGUGGAGCACGACCUGAAUGUGCCGAAACCCGCCGUUUUAGGGGCCGCAGAAAACUUCACCAUUUUGGUCAAGAACAACAUCCUAUAUCCCAAAUUUAACUUCAGCAAGAGGAAUAUCCUCGCCACCAUCAACUCCACCUACCUCAAAUCCUGCAUUCACGACGUGAAAACGGAUCCCCUGUGCCCCAUAUUCCGCGUGGGCAAGAUUGUGGCGAGCGCCGGCCACAGCUUCGCGGACAUGGCCGUGGCGGGCGGCGUCAUGGGCAUCCAGGUCAACUGGGACUGCAACCUGGACAGAGCCGCCGCCCACUGCCGGCCCAAGUACUCCUUCCGCCGCCUCGACACCCCCGACGCGGACCACAACGUGUCUCCCGGCUACAACUUCCGGUUCGCCAAGUACUAUAACGACCUCUCUGGUUCUGAAUACCGGACCCUCAUCAAGGCAUACGGCAUCCGGUUCGACAUCAUCGUGUUUGGAAAGGCUGGGAAAUUUGGCAUCAUCCCCACCCUGAUCAACAUUGGCUCGGGCUUGGCGCUCCUAGGGGUGGGGACAGUGCUGUGUGACAUCAUAGUCCUCCACUGCCUGAAGAAAAGAUACUACUAUCAGGAGAAGAAAUAUAAAUAUGUGGAGGAUUAUGAAAAGGGCCUUCAUGGUGAGACAGACCAAUGAUGGCCACUCAACUGGGGCUCCCACGGCCCUCAUCAAGGCACAGUGAGAAGGGAGAGGAGCUGCCCGUUGCAAACCCAGGGAAAAUCCGAUCCACAUUGGGCCUCCACUCCACAAGUUGCCUAGGUUUCCAGCAGCUCCUGUUUCAUGUGUAGGAUUUGUUUGCCUGCUCUGCGGAGUAGGUCACCGGCUGUCCUUUGCCAGUCCCCUCUGUUGUUCCUGCGGCCUAGGGUGGCUGCAUGGAGCCCUGGCCCGAGGUCAGUCUUGCUACUGGGGCUUCCCGGGCUGGGGUCUCUCCAGAGGCUCUCAGGCUGCUCUCGUCAGAAGCCCAUCAGAAGCUCGCUCCAGCCUGCUAUGACACAUCCUGGCCUCUCCGGCACUGCCACCCUGUUCACGCACUAAGACGAGAAGGCCACCCGGGCUGUGGGCCAUGCCCGGGCUGCCACUUCUCUCCGGGAUGAGGCUCUGACCAUGCAAUCACGGGCUGAGUUAGGAAAAUUUCCCCUUUGAGAAGAGCUAUGUUGAUAUAAUUAAGGACCAAACAUUAAAAACCUAAAGAUGUUCUCGA
Choloepus didactylus (southern two-toed sloth) is the source of this 1774-nucleotide messenger RNA. RefSeq names its product purinergic receptor P2X 4 (gene P2RX4). The record is from RefSeq and is a predicted model, not a curated record. The coding region runs from base 43 to 1209 and encodes 388 amino acids. Gene Ontology annotation, cellular component: nuclear inner membrane; plasma membrane. Gene Ontology annotation, biological process: response to ATP; monoatomic cation transmembrane transport. Gene Ontology annotation, molecular function: ATP binding; purinergic nucleotide receptor activity; extracellularly ATP-gated monoatomic cation channel activity. The transcript has 12 exons. Lineage: Eukaryota; Metazoa; Chordata; Mammalia; Pilosa; Megalonychidae.